Molecule: messenger RNA, 1625 nt
Organism: Brassica oleracea var. oleracea
Lineage: Eukaryota; Viridiplantae; Streptophyta; Magnoliopsida; Brassicales; Brassicaceae
Product: ubiquitin-like-specific protease 1A
Exons: 9
Coding region: 170-1444 (424 amino acids)
Biological process (GO): protein desumoylation
Cellular component (GO): nucleus
Molecular function (GO): deSUMOylase activity
Source: RefSeq, a predicted model, not a curated record
UAACCCUUACUCGGGUCGGGAUACCGCUUACCCGGUCGUCAUCGGGAGCGUCAUUCGUCCCUAAAGGCGACUCCUUUAAUGGAAAAUUGCUUCCCGAGUUUGGGGAUUUUUGAGACCUUUCAAUUCUCGAGGAUCGAUUUGGUUCACAACGGCAUCUACUUCGAACACCAUGGCUCCUCCAGGAAACCACCACCGCUACUACCCAGAAGUGAAAUCUCCUCUUCGUAGACAAGUCCACGCUCCUUCCCCUGUCCGAAAGUUCGGUCUCUCUUGCCCCCGACAAGUUGUUUCUGGUAAUGCUGUAGGAGUUUUACUCACAAGUGACUGUAACAGCUUAGAAAGGAAGAAACUUGAUUUGCCUUUGGACUACUAUAGAACGGAAGUGGUUGAUGUUGACGACUACGACGACGAGGUUGAUUACGUGGAGGUGAUAUCUGAUGACGACGAGGUUGAAAACGCUGUGGAUAUGGAAGAGGAGAGUGAAAAGGAAGUGUCUUUAGAUGAAGUCAAUCCGAAAAACGGGAGCUUUAUGGUGGUGGAUGAAGAAGCUGUGACUGAUGAUGUCUGCAGCUUUGAAGCGUAUAGAAAGGCUCUCAAGAGCGCUGAGAACAGGACUUCUAAACUGAAAGCCAGAGGCUUUGGUGGUUUUUUGAGAGAACGGUGUCGUGGCUUGUUGCGAAGCUUGCGUUCCUUUUUUAGACAAGACGAAGAACCAGUUGAGGAUGUACGGAGUGAACCGUUUGAACCACUUUCCAAAGAAGAGUUGACAGCAGUCAAGGAUGCAUUCUCAGCUAAUUUUCACAACAUCUUGGUUUCACAUGAGAACUCUAAUAUUGACAUUACUGUGGAAAAACUGAGGUGUCUUAAACCAGGUCAAUGGUUGAACGAUGAGGUGAUUAAUCUGUAUCUAGUAUUGCUGAAGGAAAGGGAAGCUAGAGAACCAAAGAAGUUUCUCAAAUGUCAUUUUUUCAAUACAUUUUUCUUCACCAAGUUAGUUAAUUCGGCGACUGGAUACAACUACAAUGCAGUCAGAAGAUGGACUUCAAUGAAGAAGUUGGGAUACCAUCUCAUAGAUUGUGACAAGAUAUUUAUCCCUAUACAUAUGAACAUUCACUGGACUUUGGCUGUUAUUAAUAUAAAGGAACGAAAGUUCCAGUAUCUGGACUCGUACAAAGGAAGAGAGCCUAGAAUCCUCGAUGCGCUGGGUAGAUACUUUGUAGAUGAAGUUAGGGAUAAAAAUGAAGUGGACGUUGAUGUAAGUCAGUGGAGACAAGAGUUUGUGCAGGACCUUCCUGAGCAGAGUAAUGGAUUUGAUUGUGGAAUGUUUAUGCUGAAGUACAUGGACUUUUACAGCAGAGGUCUGGAUCUUUGUUUCACUGAGGAACAUAUGGCAUACUUCCGGGUUAGGACAGCGAAGGAGAUUCUGCAACUGAGAGCUGAGUGAUUUUGUUUGAAAAGAGAAUAGUUUUGAAAGGUUUUUCAUGUAGAUAGUGUUGGAGAGAGUUACUCGAGUUAGAUGUGUGUUCUUAAAUAUUUUGGUGUACAUACAGAAAAGGAUAACAAUGUGGUUGUCUUAUGACUGUUAUCUCUGUUGCUAGUGGAAAUUUGAAUUAUUUUUUCACUAA